This is a messenger RNA of Ahaetulla prasina, 3869 nucleotides long. It is a transcript of the gene CACTIN, whose product is annotated as cactin, spliceosome C complex subunit. Gene Ontology annotation, biological process: negative regulation of innate immune response; mRNA cis splicing, via spliceosome. Gene Ontology annotation, cellular component: cytoplasm; spliceosomal complex. Lineage: Eukaryota; Metazoa; Chordata; Lepidosauria; Squamata; Colubridae. The transcript is spliced from 11 exons. The record is from RefSeq and is a predicted model, not a curated record. Gene Ontology annotation, molecular function: protein binding. The coding region runs from base 189 to 2402 and encodes 737 amino acids.
AUCCAAAAUGAAUUUAGUGCCAGUGGUCCCAAUAAUGAAAGAAAACCAGCAGAUAUUACGGUCCCAGAUUGAACUAAGGGUCGAACUCGAUCAGGCAUUGCGAUGGGCACCCUUCAUAACGCGACAAGCGAAAGGAAGGACCUCUCCGAGAAGUAGGAAGUACCCGUGGGGCCAGGCCUCGAGUGGCCAUGGGGUCCAGGUCCAGGUCUAGGGAACGGCGUCGGCGGAGGAGUCGGUCUAGGUCUGAAGAGCGAGAAAGUCGGGGGACGAGGAGGAGGAGAAGAAAUCGGGAAGGGAGCUCAGAGGAAGAGAACCAGAAAUGGGGAAAGAAGAAAGAAAAAAGCAGGGACCAGCAUCACAAGAGACACAAGAGUCACUCUUCCCGUCACUGGGAACGGUCCUCCAACUCAGAUUCCUCUUCAGAAAAAAGGGGCCGUAAAAGUGAGAAGAAGGGGAAGAAGUACCGGAAGCGUUCUGAAUCCAGGUCCUCGGUGUCUUCCAUGACAUCCCCGUCACCUUCCCGCUCACAGAGCUCCAAGGGGGACUUAGGCGAGCAGCUAAGCCUCCAGGAACGCUUGAGAUUGAAAGAAGACCAAAAAAACCAAAAGGAGUUGAUGAAGGCUCUUGAAACCCCCGAAGAGAAACGGGCCCGACGUCUAGCCAAGAAGGAGGCCAAGGAACGAAAGAAACGGGAGAAGAUGGGAUGGGGAGAAGAGUAUAUGGGUUACACCAAUACUGACAACCCUUUCGGAGACAACAACCUGCUAGGGGCUUUCAUCUGGAGCAAGGCUUUGGAAAAAAAGGGAAUUGGACACUUAGAGGAAAAAGAACUGAAAGAUCGGAACAAACGCAUCCAAGAAGAAAAUCGUCUUGAAUUGCAGAAGGUGAAGCAGCUCCGCUUGGAGCGGGAGCGGGAAAAAGCCAUGAGGGAGCAAGAGCUGGAGAUGCUGCAGCGGGAGAAAGAGGCGGAGCAUUUCAAGACAUGGGAGGAGCAAGAAGACAAUUUCCAUCUUCAGCAAGCCAAGCUACGCUCCAAAAUCCGGAUCCGAGAUGGGCGGGCCAAGCCAAUUGAUCUCUUGGCAAAGUACAUCAGUGCUGAAGAUGAUGACUUGGCAGUGGAGAUGCAUGAACCUUACACAUUUCUGAAUGGACUCACUGUCUCCGACAUGGAAGAUCUACUAGAAGACAUCCAGGUUUACAUGGAGUUGGAGCAAGGGAAGAAUGUGGAUUUCUGGAGAGACAUGACCAUCAUCACUGAAGAUGAAAUAGCCAAACUCCGGAAACUGGAGGCUUCUGGGAAAGGACCAGGAGAGCGUCGUGAAGGGGUGAAUGCCUCAGUUAGUUCUGAUGUACAAUCUGUCUUCAAGGGGAAGACCUACAACCAAUUGCAAGUGAUCUACCAGGGAAUCGAGGGCAAGAUCCUGGCUGGGGGGCCCAACUUGGACAUCGGCUACUGGGAGAGCCUGCUCCAGCAGCUAAAGGCAUACAUGGCACGGGCCAGGCUGCGAGAACGGCAUCAGGACGUCCUGCGCCAGAAGCUGUACAAGCUCAAACAAGAACAAGGUGUGGAAAGUGAACCCCUUUUCCCCAUCAUGAAAAAAGAGUCACCAUCCCCAGAAGCUGCCAGUAGCAGUCACAGGCUAGAGCCAGAGGAAAUCGCCCCACCACAGCCUGGUCCUUCUUCCGUGGAGCCUGGCACUGAACCGGAAGCUGAAGCCAAAGCCGAGGGAGACGGAGAAGCGGUGUUGAUCGAGGAAGACCUGAUUCAGCAGAGCCUGGAUGACUAUGAUGCCGGCAAGUACAGCCCCCGGCUGCUCACCUCCCACGAGCUCCCCUUUGAUGCCCAUGUGGUAGACGCAGACGAGGAUCUCCAGCGCCUCCAGCUCUCCCGGCAGCAGCUCCAGGUCACAGGUGAUGCCAGUGAGAGUGCCGAAGAUAUUUUUUUCCGCCGCGCCAAAGAAGGGAUGGGGGCUGAUGAGGCCCAAUUCAGUGUGGAAAUGCCCUUGACCGGCAAGGCCUACCUGUGGGCUGACAAAUACCGUCCCCGCAAGCCGCGUUUCUUCAACCGAGUGCACACCGGAUUCGAGUGGAACAAGUACAACCAGACCCACUACGAUUUCGACAACCCUCCGCCCAAGAUUGUGCAGGGUUACAAGUUUAAUAUCUUCUACCCGGACCUGAUUAACAAACGUUCCACCCCAGAAUAUUUUCUGGAAGCUUGCCCGGACAAUAAGGACUUCGCCACCCUGCGCUUCCACGCUGGGCCUCCUUACGAAGACAUUGCCUUCAAGAUUGUCAACCGAGAGUGGGAAUACUCUCACCGGCAUGGCUUCCGCUGCCAGUUUGCCAACGGCAUCUUCCAACUCUGGUUCCACUUCAAGCGCUACCGUUACCGGCGCUGAAGAGGUGAACCAGAAGCGGGCUGAUUUUAUGAAGGGACAAACGUGGAUAUGCGCAGGGAACUGGUUCCUUGAACAUGGACCAAAAUGGUGGCUUUCAAUAUGGGAACAUCAGGUUGGGCAACGUUUCUGAAGUGUGUUAGAACUGCUACUAUCAGAAAUCAUCUUUUAAAAGAAUGGUUCAGGACUGCCCUGAUGUUCACCAGCCAUUCAACUCUGGGGAAAUUGUCUCUCUGGCAAGUAGAUGGUGCUCUUUCCUCUUCUAGCCAGUGACAUCUAAAACCGGUCAAUUUAAAGUGUCUUAUUGAGGUGGCUGAUACCUUGAUUGAGAUUAUCCUUGUUUUUUUAGAAUGUAUAGAUUUGGGAGGGUGGGAGAAAGCGUCCAACUACGAUAAAGAUUUUGGAUACGCGCUGCUUGUUUGGUAUUCUUUACCCCAGUAUGGGAGAACAUAAAGGGGGGAAAGACAGGCUUCCUAUUCGAAUGGAAGUGUAAAAAGACUCAGUUAUGCAAACAAAUCCACAAAUGGUCUUCUCCAGCCGUGCAGAUUGCCCAGUGCUGAUCAAUAAACUUAAGCUGAAGGAUGCAACUGGUAGCUUUCGAAGUGGAUUAAAUAAAUGGUGACAAAAGUUCGAUCAGCGGUAGAUAUGUGGGAAUGCUGUAGCUCCCACCUUGAAAGAGGGUGGGAGUUGAAUAACAAGGAUUUUGCGCAGGGGGUGGGCAGGCCACAGCAACACCAAAAUGGUAAACCGCACAAUGUAGUCAUCACCCCCAUUACAUAUUGGCCUCCUCACAUUUGACACAAGGCUUAGUGUGUUGACAUCGUCAGACGUGUUGAGACUCUAGAAAGAGUGCAGAGAAGAGCAACAAAGAUGAUUAGGGGACUGGAGGCUAAAACAUAUGAAGAACGGUUGCAGGAACUCGGUAUGACUAGUUUAAUGAAAAGAAGGACUAGGGGAGACAUGAUAGCAGUGUUCCAAUAUCUCAGGGGCAACCACAAAGAAGAGGGAGUCAAGCUAUUCUCCAAAGCAGGGGUCUCUAACCUUGGUCCCUUUAAGACUUGUGGACUUCAACUUCCAGAGUCCCUCAGCCAGCUUUGCUUAAAGGGACCAAGGUUGGAGACCCCUGCUCCAAAGCACCUGAAGGAGGACAAGAAGCAAUGGGUGGAAACUAAUCAAGGAAAGAAGCAACUUAGAACUAAGAAGAAAUUUCCUGACGGAACAAUUAAUGAGUGGAACGACUUGCCUGCAGAAGUUGUGAAUGCUCCAACACUGGAUGUUUUUAAGAAGAUGUUGGAUAACCAUUUGUCUGAAGUGGUGUAAGGUUUCCUGCCUGGGCAGGGGGUUGGACUAGAAGACCUCCAAGGGCCCUUCCAACUCUGUUAUUAUUAUUAUUAAGUGUACAUCCAUAUUUAGAUCCAAGCGCACGGGAGAAGGGCGGUAUACAAAUUAAAAUAUUAUUAUUAUUAUUAU